AUGGCUCGCUCUCGCAGAGAUAAGAACGUGUCCCUCACAAAAGUCAAGAAGAAGACAAAGGAGACCAAAAACAAUCUAGUCAAUGAAGUCCGCGCCAGUGUCGAUCAGUACAAGAACUUGUUCAUUUUCACUAUCGCCAACAUGAGAAGCACACGAUUCAUCGCUAUCAGACAAAAGUACAAGGAAUCCUCCAGAUUUUUCUUCGGAAAGAACAACGUAAUCUCAAUUGCUCUCGGAAAACAGAAAUCUGAUGAGUACGCCAAUCAACUCCACAAGGCUAGUGCCAUUCUAAAGGGUCAAUGCGGCCUCAUGUUCACAAACAUGUCGCAAAAAGAAGUGAAAGCUGAGUUCGAUCAAAUUACCGAGGAAGAUUACGCUCGUGUUGGAGAUACUGCCACCGAGACAGUCGUUUUGCCAGAAGGGCCAAUUGCACAAUUUGCCUUCUCAAUGGAGCCACAACUGCGAAAACUUGGUCUCCCAACAAAAUUGGACAAAGGAGUUAUCACACUCUAUCAGCAAUUUGAAGUGUGCAAGGAAGGAGAGCCAUUGACUGUUGAGCAAGCCAAAAUCUUGAAACAUUUCGAGAUCAAAAUGGCUCAAUUCCGUCUGAUCUUCAAAGCAAUGUGGAACAAGAAAGACGGAUUCAAAGAGCUUGAUGCCUAA
This is a messenger RNA of Caenorhabditis remanei, 663 nucleotides long. RefSeq lists its product as uncharacterized. Gene Ontology annotation, biological process: rRNA processing; nuclear-transcribed mRNA catabolic process; ribosomal large subunit biogenesis. The record is from RefSeq and is a predicted model, not a curated record. NCBI's taxonomy places the organism in Eukaryota, Metazoa, Nematoda, Chromadorea, Rhabditida, Rhabditidae. Bases 1 to 663 code for a protein of 220 amino acids. Gene Ontology annotation, molecular function: RNA binding. Gene Ontology annotation, cellular component: preribosome, large subunit precursor; nucleolus. The transcript has 5 exons.